CUACGUUUCUAUGCUUUCUCCUAAUAAGAAUUUAAUAACAAAAACCCUACGUCAAACUGACAGUACAAAAACAUGUGCUGACAUCGACAGUUGACAACCACGAUUUGUGAAACGGUAGGCUGCCUGUGUUGGAUUGGAUGCGAAUUUUACUAAAUUAAUAAAAUAUUGUGCUCCAGGUGCGAAUAGAGAGUUCCAUCAUGAGUGCGAUAAUGAAGGCAGCAAUGUCUCGUAGUCCUGCAUCACUGGCAACACAUGUCUAUCGAAACCUGCGAGCUUUUACCCCUGCGGUUACCCAGAGAAAGGCAUCAUCAAACACUAACAGUACUAAGGCAUACACUGUAAUAGAUCAUAAACACGAUGCAUUGGUCAUUGGUGCUGGAGGAGCAGGACUUCGUGCAGCAUUUGGUCUUGUACAAGAAGGAUUCAAGACUGCUGUUGUAACUAAACUGUUCCCUACUAGAUCUCACACUGUUGCUGCCCAAGGGGGCAUUAAUGCAGCUCUAGGCAACAUGGAACAAGACAACUGGCUUUGGCAUAUGUAUGACACCGUAAAGGGAUCUGAUUGGCUAGGUGAUCAGGAUGCCAUCCAUUAUAUGACAAGAGAGGCACCUCAUGCUGUUAUUGAGCUGGACAACUAUGGUGUACCAUUCUCACGUACUCCAGAAGGGAAAAUAUACCAAAGAGCCUUCGGUGGGCAGUCCUUACAGUUUGGAAAAGGUGGACAGGCCCAUAGAUGCUGUGCAGUGGCUGACAGAACUGGUCACUCUCUUCUGCACACACUGUAUGGACAAUCACUGAGAUACGACUGUGAAUAUUUCAUAGAAUACUUUGCAUUGGAUUUAUUGAUGGAGGAUGGUGUCUGCAAAGGAUGCAUCGCAAUCAAUCUAGAAGAUGGGACAUUGCACAGGUUCCAAGCUAAGAACACGAUAUUGGCGACGGGCGGCACCGGUCGGUCGUACUUCAGUUGCACGUCUGCACACACUUGCACGGGCGACGGCACUGCCAUGGCCGCCCGCGCGGGUCUACAGAACGAAGACAUGGAGUUCGUACAGUUCCACCCCACUGGUAUCUACGGCGCCGGCUGCCUAAUGACGGAAGGUUGUCGCGGUGAAGGUGGUUUUCUCGUGAACGCAAAGGGCGAACGAUUCAUGGAGCGAUACGCUCCAGUCGCCAAGGAUCUCGCUAGUCGCGACGUGGUCUCUAGAGCUAUGACUGUCGAAAUCAUGGAAGGUCGCGGUUGCGGACCGGAUAAGGACCACGUAUACUUGCAACUGCACCACUUACCCCCGGAACAACUCAAGCAGCGUCUACCCGGCAUUUCGGAAACCGCCAUGAUCUUCGCCGGAGUCGACGUCACAAAGGAACCCAUUCCAGUACUACCCACAGUGCAUUACAAUAUGGGCGGCACCCCAACCAACUACCGAGGAGAGGUCAUAACCCAUUACAACGGGCAAGACAAAGUAGUGCCUGGUCUAUUCGCGGCUGGUGAAGCUUCGUGCGCUUCAGUUCACGGCGCUAACAGACUCGGCGCCAACUCCCUGCUGGACAUCGUAGUGUUCGGCCGCGCGUGCGCACUCACCAUCAAGGAGAUCGCUAAACCGGGAGACACUCAGGCGCCCCUCAAGGAUUCUACUGGCGAGAAGAGUAUUGCCAACUUGGACCAGAUCCGAUACGCGAACGGUCCAUUGUCAACGGCGGAACUGCGCCUGCUCAUGCAGAAAUGCAUGCAGAAAAAUGCGGCUGUCUUCAGACAGAAGAGCACAUUAGAGGAAGGCCAAAAACAGAUCCACGAAAUUUACGGGCAGUUCAAAGACGUGCGCAUUUCGGACCGCUCGUUGAUCUGGAACAGCGAUUUGAUUGAGACAUUGGAGCUACAGAAUCUGCUCAUCAACUCGGUUCAGAUCGUGGAAGGCGCGCUCGCCAGGGAAGAGUCCCGAGGGGCGCACGCCAGAGAGGACUUCAAGACCAGACGCGAUGAAUUGGACUACUCCAAACCUUUGGAUGGACAGACCGAACUACCGUUCGAGAAACACUGGCGGAAGCACACGAUGGCGGAGACUGACUGCGAGACGGGCGCGACGAAGCUGUCAUACCGGCCCGUUAUAGAUGGCACACUCGACGCGGGAGAAUGCAAGACAGUACCGCCCGUUAUCAGGACUUACUGAGCUGCCAGAUAAUUAUGCCGACUGUUGUAACGGGUGCUGGACUGAGCCGAACAGUAUUAUCACUGCACAAGACUCGGCUCGGGCGAAACCGUGUUCAUUCUCUAUCGUUAAGAUAAUAUUAUGUCUCAUUACAUCUAUUUAUUUUAGCAUAGCGUCUUUUAAGUGUAACAGAACAUACAGUAAGUGCUCCGCAUAACUAAUUGUCUCAGAUCCAAAGCCACGUACAAAUUAGUGCCAGAAGACAUUGUUACCGUUUUUAUAUGCACAUUAUUAUGUAAAUGAAAUGUAACUAUAUUAUAUUAUAGAGUGCAGCAUUUAUUAUGUUACGAUUUUAACGUUGUGAUGAUGGUCUCAGCAGAACCAUAGUACUUAAUAAAUUAAAUUUUAUGAUAUACAAGGAAAUUCCGCAAUGUAAAUUGUUAUUUUAUUUUUUUGGUUUGUUUUAACACGAUAAAUAUUUCUAUCAUACAAAAAUCAUUUCGGCUCUUUGAAACUCACUAGAGAAAAUUUGUUAAUUACCACCGCAACUAUUAAUUUUAAUUUAAUAAAAAACGGGUUCGUAUACGUAACAAUGGGUGGGCAGAAAAUCAAAUAAAUAAUCUAUUAAUAAAGAAGAAUUAAUCAGUCAAAACUUUUUAAAAAUCAGAUUGCAUGAUUUAUUUAUUUCUUGAUGCGAUUAUGUGAAAUUUUGCAUUAAUAGAUUAUUUUAUCCCUUAUACUUUCAUGAACUGUUGUUCGGAUGGUUUUUACUGUCGAUGAAAUUGUGUAGAUUUUAAGAGUACAGAUUUGAAUAUAUUGAACUGAUAAUAAAAAACAGUGAGUUUAUUUUACCCAGAACAUCCUUAUUAUAAUUUAUUUAGAUUAUUAUUCGUACAAGUUUUUUCAUACAUACUUUUAUCCCUUUUUGCCCUCUUUAAGGUUAGAUUUUAGAAAGAACACUGAUAUCCUUUAUUCUUUAUUUCUGAUCUUUGGUAAUAAUACAAGUUUCGAGUUAACGGAAAAACGCGUAAAAAUUCAUCCAUAUAAAAACUUCAACAACCUUCCAAACCCCUUUUAGUUUAGGCAAAUUAAAAAUGACAAACUUGAUAGGUAAAUUAUUUAUAUAUGUAUUCGAGUCAAGUUUCAUGUCUAAUAACUCAAGGAAUAAGAUUUUUCGUACAAACUUUCAUCCCCUAUCUUUAACCCUUCGGGGAUGAAUUUUGAAAAAUCCUUUUUCAGAGCCCCCCUGGACACCAUAAGGAAACUACGUGACAAAUGUGGAGUCCUAAGACCCAGCGGUUUGGGCUGUCCGUUAAUUGUCAGUCAGUUAGUCUUCUUUAUAUAUAUGUAUGAUUUAGGAUUUCAACUUAAGAUAGCUUCACGCUUUACCGAGAUAAAGGGGCUUGACAGACAGAUGGACAACAAAGUGAUACUAUAAGGAUUCCUUUUUUUUUCAUUUUUCGUACGGAAAAAAAAAGUAGUCAUGACGUCACAAGAGUUUCAUUGGGCAUUUAAAACAAGCUGUAUCAAAUAUAAUCGCUCUGGAUUGUGUUAUUCAUCGGCAGAACUUGGUUGCAAAAAAUCUUUAUGAAUGACUGCAUGCAUCGCUCCAUUACGUUAUUAGAGCAGUCAACAAGAUAAAAGGCAUUUCAUAAAUUACAGAGCAUUUGGACAACUUUGUAGUGAAAAUUAUGAAGAAUUGUGAACUAUAAUUGCUUGCUGCUGCACACAGAAUUACUGGCUCUAGAAAGGCGUUUGUGUCUUGAUCGCUUUUUCAAACUAUUUGACUCAGUACGAAAUUUUCUUGAAAUGAGAGAAGAUAAACUGCGCGGAAACUUGAUUGCGUCUCGCUUAUUUGACAGACCUUUAUAAAAUAUUUAUUGACGUUAAGAGCUGAUAAGAUGGUUGAAAGUCUUGGUCAUUAAAUAAUUCUAUUAAAACAUGUUUAAGUAUUUUUAACCGACUUCAAGACUUCAGAAAAGGAGGAGGUUCUGUGUUCGACUGUAUAUACAGAAUGUUACAAAAAUACAAAUAAAUCUUGAAGGGCGUCAUAUAACGAGUCUUCUCUAAUUUUCUUAUAAUAUUUGCAUGAAGUUUUAACUUUUUAUAAAAACAGUUAUUUUUAAUGAUGACGUGUCUUAAAAUGAUCGAUAUUUAAAUUAUUCCUUCAACGCCCAAGCUUCAAGCUUUAUUUGUAUUUUUGUAACACCCUGUAUAUUUUUUUUAUGUAUGUUCACCGAUUUCUUCGUCAAUUGUGGACCGAUUUCCAAAAUUUUUUUUUCGAAAGAGUGCACUUCUAAGGUGGUCAAAAGAGUGCACUUCAAGUCAGGAUCUGAUGGUGGAAUCCGGAGAAAUCGAGGGAAACCUUCAAAUUUUAAAGGCACGCACGACGUACGACAGCAUUUCGCUAAGAAGUCAUAACAAUUUCUAUAUUAUGUUCAAACUCUGGUCAAUCCGUCUGAUAUUAAUACACUUCUGGACACAUCUAUUGGCCCACCUAGUAUUUUCAGUUUCGUUUGGUCCUAGCUAAAAUUUUAUAUUAGGUCGAGCAAAAAGUUUUUAUGCAGUUUUGAACCUGGCACAUUCAUAAUUUCAUUCAAUAGUCUUUUUUUGAAUUUCGAACACAGAAUUUAAAGAAACAUAAGACAAUUUGGAGCCUGUUUGUUGAUAUCAAACAAUCGAAUACUAAGAAAACUUGGUUUUAUUGGUUUACUUGGAUUUAAUUCUUGAAAAAGUGAUUGAUGUCUUUGGUUUUGCAACAAACAUUACUUAUUCUUAACAUUAAGGUGAGGUUCUAUCAAUAAUCUAUGGAUACUUCACCUGAAGUCGCCGCCCAAGCUGUGGCACUUAUUCAGGCCGGAUACAGCCAAAGAAACGUCAACUUAAUUUAAGCCGAUCUGCGGUCCGAAAUGUUUAUCGGAGGUACCUAGAGACUGGCGGCUUUGUUCGUCGCCAAGGAAGGCCACGAUCUCGGGUCACAAUCACAACUGAAAGGCAGGAUCGAUUCAUCGUGACGACCAGCUUGAGAAAUUGUCACCUUACCUCCAUUGAGAUACAAAAACAAAUUCGCGACUUCCACGGAGUUUCUGUGAGCGCUCGAACUGUUCGGAGAAGGUUAAAAGAACGCGAUAUGGUACCACACAAGCCAGCUAAUGGGCCCAAACUAACGCGAGCACACCGAACAGCGCGCCUUCAUUUCGCACGCAGUCAUUUAAAUUGGACACAGCAAGAUUGGAGCCGUAUACUCUUUUCUGAUGAGUCUAAAAUUGUGUUACAUGGCAAUGAUGGAAGGAAGAAGGUCUACCGACGUAAGGGAGAGCGUUUCGCACAAUGCUGCUUUGAAGAGAGGGUUGCUUAUGGUGGUGGCUCAUGGACUGUCUGGGGCGGUAUAUCCGCGAGCGGCAAAACUCAACUUGAGGUUGUUACAGGACCACGGCUGCCAACAUUAAAUGCUGAAAGGUACAUUCGUGAGUGCUUAGAACCUCACAUGAUACCAUACGCGGACUAUGUGGGCCCAAAUUUCCUUUUUAUGCAUGAUAAUGCAAGAGCCCAUGCGGCCGGCAUCGUCAGGGAAUAUCUUCGGGAUGUGAACAUCACAGUUAUGGACUGGCCAGCCAGAAGCCCAGACAUGAACCCCAUUGAGCACAUGUGGGACGAGCUAAAAAGACGUGUUAGGGCUCGUCAGCCAGUUGCCCAGACGAUGCAGGAGUUGAAAACUGCCAUAGAAGAGGAAUGGGAGAUGAUCCCUCAAAAUUUCAUAGAGCGGUUGAUAAACUCUAUGCUUAAUCGUAUGAG
Chilo suppressalis (striped riceborer) is the source of this 5939-nucleotide messenger RNA. NCBI's taxonomy places the organism in Eukaryota, Metazoa, Arthropoda, Insecta, Lepidoptera, Crambidae. The record is from the annotation of a GenBank genome assembly.